UUUACCCGGCUCUCAGCUCAGUUUUCCUAUUCUCUGCUGGAAACCAGAUUCUCUCUCUUCAGGGGACAGAUUUUCUUCAAGACAAGAGGUGAGUAAGGGAGACCUCCUAUGUUUCAUUUUCUCUGUAGUACUAGGUUUCUUCAUGGCAGGCACGCAAUCACUGCCUCUCCAAGUUACAAACUUCUUCAGGAUAACCCAUCGGUCUUUAAACUAUCAAGUAUUCUUAGAUUUAUCUCCACAGCCUCAAAUCACCACUCAUUCACGGUUUCAUACCUCAUAAACAAAUUUGGAUUGUCGCCAGAAUCAGGUUCCUUGGCUUCAAAGUAUGUCCAUUUUGAAACCCCUGAAAAACCUGACUCUUUCGUUGCUUUUUUUGAAAAGCAUGGCUUUUCCAAAACCCAAAUCACAAACCUCAUCAAAAGACGGCCAAUGCUGCUUGUAUGUGAUACGGAGAAAACCCUUUUGCCCAAACUAGAGUUUCUUUACUCUGUAGGUUUUUCAAGGCCUGACCUCGCCAAACUAUUGACUAGUCACCCUGCACUUUUGAGAGCUAGUUUAGAGAAACAAAUUAUCCCUUCAUUUAAUUUUCUAAGGAACCUGUUUCAAUCCAAUGACAAGACCAUGAAAGCAAUAAAACGGUUUACGGGUAUUCUUGUUUGUAAUUUUGAGUCCUAUCUGUUUCCAAAUAUGAAUAUUUUGAGAGGAAAUGGAGUCCCUGAAUCAAAUAUUGUUACAAUGCUUCACCGUCAUCCUAGAUCAUUUAUAUGUGAUCCGGCUCGGUUUAAGGAGAUUGUGGAGGAAAUCAAAAGAAUGGGGUUUGAUUCUUCGAGACUGAAGUUUGUUUAUGCGGCUAUUGCAUUGAGAUCAAUGAGCAAAUCCACAUUAGAGAAGAAGUUUGAUGUUUAUAGGAGAUGGGGUUGGUCUGACCAAGAGAUAUUUGAAGCUUUUCAAAAGCAUCCCUCAUGCAUGAGAGUUUCUGAGGUCAAGAUCAUGGCUAUAAUGGAUUUUCUUGUGAAUAAAAUGGGUUUCAAUUCUACUUUUGUUGCCAAACAAUCAAGUAUUCUUAGUCAUAGCUUGGAGAAGAGAAUUGUUCCGAGGGCUCUGUUUGUGCAAGAAUUUUUAUCACAAGGUUUGGUUAAUGACUUAAAAUUGUCUGUAUUAUUUGACACGUCGGAGAAGGUGUUCCUUAGGAUCUUUGUUAACCGUCAUUCCAACGAAGCACCAGAGCUCUUGAAACUAUAUGAAGAAAAACUGAAUAUUUCAAGAAAAAAAAAUGAAAAGUGAGUAAAUAUAGACUACAGCAUUAGUAUUUUGUAGAAUGUGCACAUUAGGACUGAGAAUUAUUUUUGGUGCACUCAGAUUUUCCAUUUCUUGUUACCCUGUUUCAGUUAAUUCUUUUGAUCUGAAACUUGUUUUA
This is a messenger RNA of Durio zibethinus, 1417 nucleotides long. RefSeq lists its product as uncharacterized. Gene Ontology annotation, molecular function: double-stranded DNA binding. NCBI's taxonomy places the organism in Eukaryota, Viridiplantae, Streptophyta, Magnoliopsida, Malvales, Malvaceae. The record is from RefSeq and is a predicted model, not a curated record. Gene Ontology annotation, biological process: regulation of DNA-templated transcription.